Messenger RNA from Notodromas monacha, 1239 nucleotides. The record is from the annotation of a GenBank genome assembly. Lineage: Eukaryota; Metazoa; Arthropoda; Ostracoda; Podocopida; Cyprididae.
AUGGUGGUGCCACUAAACAAAACCCUUAGUCUCACUGAUGAAUGUGGAAAACCAAAAACAAAGACUUCCGUUGCAUACACAAAGGGGACUGAUAAGUUUGCUUGGGAUGAAAGCACCCAGUCCUGGAUUCUGAGCUCGGUUUUCAUUGGAUACAUUACAACCCAGCUUUUGGGAGGCAGGUUGGCAGAACAUUUUGGGGGAAAGUUGGUCCUCGGCGUACCGAUGCUGUUGGCUGGGCUGUUAUCCCUACUGACACCAGUGGCUGCCAAGAAGCUUGGGUCCACUGCAGUGAUGGUACUAAGAGUUUUGAUUGGCAUGGCUGAGGGUGUUACAUUCCCUGCCAUGCAUGUGAUCCUUUCAAACUGGGCACCACCCUUGGAAAGAAGUAGAAUGGUUACCAUGGUGUAUGCUGGCUCACCCAUGGGAACUAUACUAACCCUUGCACAAGGGGGAGUCAUGAUGCGGGCUUGGGGUUGGGAGUCAAUUUUUUAUUUCUAUGGAGGACUGACAGUGAUAUGGUUUGUAGCUUGGUUCUUCCUUGUGUCAGACAGUCCUGAAAACCAUCCUUACAUAUCCAAGGAAGAGAAAUUGUUCAUCCUGGCAACUCUGAGCAAGGAGAAGAAGACAAUCUUAACCAUGCCAUGGAGGCAAAUUUUGACAUCAGUUCCAUUUUGGGCGCUACUGGUGACUCACAUGGGACACAACCUGGGUUACUGGAUGCUCUUAACUCAGCUGCCAACUUACAUGAACAAUAUCCUUCAUUUUGAAAUCCAGGAGGUCAGCAAGGCUCGUCAAAACAUUCCAGAAGCACAAGGAGGAUCAGCACUGUGUCUCAUAGGAGCAGCCUAUGUUGGUUGUUCAAGAACCAUGAGUGUGGUUCUCUUUUGCAUUGCUGGGAUUUGUCAAGGCUGUAUUUACUCAGGGUACGUGGCCAAUCAUCUAGACCUUGCACCACAAUUUGCAGGAACACUCCUGGGAUUAACAAAUACUGCUGCUUCUGUAACUUCAUGGACAGCACCACUGCUUGCUGGGUCAAUCACCAAAGAUAAUCAAACAAUAAGUGCUUGGAGAACCGUGUUCUGGAUUUGCGCUGCAGUUAUGCUUUUUGAUGCGAUUGAAUACCUCGUCUUCGGCAGUGGGGAAGAGCAAACAUGGAACAAUCCUGAGGCUACGGACACAGCACCAGCAGCUUUUGAAAAUUCAGCUCGUACGAAAGAUUCAAAUCAAAACUACACUUGA